AUGCAGUACAAGGUCCUUGCCACUCUUUUCCUCGCCGCCACGGCCCUGGCUGCCCCUGCGGAUACUACUGCCACAUCCUCAAGCACUGAGACUACCGAUAGUGAUGACUCCUACGAUCUCGCGGAUGUGCCCAGCUCCAUUAUGACCGUUUUGGCAACAGCCAUCCCGGCCUCAUGGUACAACGAUAUCAUGGACCCCGCCUCCCGCUCCUCCAUCGUCAGCGAAGCUGAGGCUGGCACCUACCCUGCUUGGUACAACGCGUUGCCUAGCAGCGUCAAGGCCUGGGCCACUUCCAACUUCGCUGACCAGAUCGCUGGUGCCACGGCAACCGAUAGCAGCGCCACUCAGACCGAGACUGGAUCCACCACCGCUUCCAGCCAGGCCUCUUCCAAUGCCGCCGAGAUCACUUCGGCUUCCACCACCACCUCGAGCUCCAGCUCUGACUCCACUUCCUCCUCGGCCUCCAGCUCCGACUCCAGCUCCAGCUCUACAUCGGCUUCUCCUUCUUCUUCGCAGUCUACUGGCGGUGCCCCUGCUCCUACUGGAGGUAUUGCCAUGGGUGUUGCUGGUGCAGCUGGUGUUUUGGCUCUGGCUCUUGCCCUGUAG
Molecule: messenger RNA, 606 nt
Organism: Penicillium crustosum
Lineage: Eukaryota; Fungi; Ascomycota; Eurotiomycetes; Eurotiales; Aspergillaceae
Exons: 1
Coding region: 1-606 (201 amino acids)
Source: RefSeq, a predicted model, not a curated record